AUGUCAUCGAAUAAUAGGAAGAAGCUUCUGUUGAUGGGCCGUUCAGGGUCAGGUAAAUCCUCUAUGCGGUCUAUAAUCUUUAGCAACUAUUCUGCUUUUGAUACGAGACGUUUGGGUGCGACCAUUGAUGUUGAGCAUUCGCACCUACGGUUCUUGGGCAACAUGACUUUAAACCUGUGGGAUUGUGGUGGCCAGGAUGUGUUUAUGGAAAACUACUUCACUCAGCAGAAGGACCACAUUUUUCAAAUGGUGCAAGUAUUGAUUCAUGUUUUCGACGUGGAGUCCCAAGAAGUGAUAAAAGAUAUCGAGAUAUUCACUAGGGCUUUGAAGCAACUGAAGCGGUAUUCACCUGACGCCAAAAUAUUUGUUCUCUUACACAAGAUGGAUUUGGUUCAGCUGGAUAAAAGAAACGAGCUCUUCCAAAUCAUGAUGAGUAAAUUGCAAGAAACGUCUGCUGCCUACGGGUUCCCAAGUUUGGUGGGAUUUCCAACUUCCAUAUGGGACGAGAGUCUUUAUAAGGCGUGGUCGCAGAUUAUAUGCUCUUUAAUCCCCAACAUGGCGACGUACCAGGCAAAUUUGAAAAAAUUGAAGAGCGUUAUGGAUGCAAGAGAGAUCAUUUUAUUCGAACGCACCACAUUCCUAGUGAUAUGUUCAAGCAAUACAGCUAGCGGGGAACUCCUAGAUCCCAAGAGGUUCGAGAAAAUAUCCAAUAUCAUGAAGAAUUUCAAACAAAGUAGUAUGAAAUUGAAGAGUUCGUUCAAGACUUUGGUGCUUGAUAAUACAAUUUACGUGAGCGAGUUUUCAGCCAAUAUGAUGUGUUUCAUAGUGCUAAAUAAGCCAGAUGAUCCACAGGAUUUAGUGUUGGAGAACAUCAAGAAGGUGCGGGUUUACUUCCAGUAG
This is a messenger RNA of Lachancea fermentati, 900 nucleotides long. The record is from the annotation of a GenBank genome assembly. Lineage: Eukaryota; Fungi; Ascomycota; Saccharomycetes; Saccharomycetales; Saccharomycetaceae.